AACCCUUGCUGCCUCUAUGUGAUCUUCUCACAGAGAAAAGCAAAUGCAGCAGAGAAACACAGAUCAGAGGAACGUGUCCGAGAGCCGAGACUCAUCUCUACAGCUCUACAGCUUUCUCUCUGUUUCUAACCGACAGUGCUCCUGCUCAUUACAGAGCUUUCAGUGCACAGGGUGAUGGAUUUAUUACACAUUAUUAUGGCUUUCUUUUUUUUUUUUUUUUUUAAUUUUAGAUAAUAAAAUAUCACCAGAGAUCUGAAGUGGUAAAACACGAGAUGAUCUUUCAGCAUCAUUAGGAAUUCACUGAGUGAAGGAUUUUACGGUGCUUUCGGAGACUUGGGAUGGUGAUGUAAUAAAAACAAAGAUUGUAUUUCCAGGACAUGACCUGUCUGAUUUCUCUGGGCUGGAUUAAGACUCCAAGAUUCCUUCUUACAAGUUGCCUGAAAGACGUCACUCGGGAUUAACGAUGCAACACUAACAAGUCUACACCCGAGACUACAUGCCCAUAACUACGGUAUAGAAAUGGUUUGUACUGAGCAUAACUCGGGCACCUCCGUGCCCAAAAAAGAGCCUCAGGUCCGUAAUAAACGUAAAUCCCGUCCUCAGGGCCUCCCGUCACCGGCGCUGUGCUGCGCGUGUGGCCUGUGCAUCAUGCUAGCGGGUAUCAACAUCACCCUAGUUGGCGCCUUCGCCUUCACCACGCUCAUGCCCUCCGGUAACCCGCCUAUCAUCAUCGGACCCGUCCUUCUGCUCGUCGCCUUCACUUUCUUCGCCGCCUGCUGCGUGUGCAGCCGCAUGCCUCCUCCUCAUAGCUCACGUCGAAACAAAUCGGGCAACGUGGGCUUCAUGAGGCACCACGGGGCGACGUUCGAGAUUGAAACGAGCGAGCACACCAUUCAAGACACGACCGCCGUGCAGCUCAGUCCCACCAACUCGCCCAGCUUUUCGCGCAGCUCGGAGUCAGAUCGAGAUGCCAGUGUGAACGCAAAUGCUAACAUUAAUGCUAAUGCUAAUGCACCCGCUCCAGACUAUUCGCUCUUCACUAUGGAUGCUAACGGGCCGAACUCGGUGUCAGCGGCUUUUUCCACCGCUACAGGAAGUGGGGAGGCGGUCAGGCUCACUUUGCCGUCCAAUGCCACCUAG
Molecule: messenger RNA, 1140 nt
Organism: Ictalurus furcatus (blue catfish)
Lineage: Eukaryota; Metazoa; Chordata; Actinopteri; Siluriformes; Ictaluridae
Gene: tmem275a
Product: transmembrane protein 275a
Exons: 2
Coding region: 520-1140 (206 amino acids)
Source: RefSeq, a predicted model, not a curated record